This is a messenger RNA of Arabidopsis thaliana (thale cress), 1746 nucleotides long. RefSeq names its product NDH-dependent cyclic electron flow 1 (gene PnsB2). The record is from RefSeq and is marked reviewed. Gene Ontology annotation, biological process: carbohydrate metabolic process. Gene Ontology annotation, cellular component: chloroplast thylakoid membrane. The transcript is spliced from 4 exons. Gene Ontology annotation, molecular function: carbohydrate binding. The coding region runs from base 487 to 1590 and encodes 367 amino acids. Lineage: Eukaryota; Viridiplantae; Streptophyta; Magnoliopsida; Brassicales; Brassicaceae.
GUAUAUAUACAAUUGUCUUCUAUUUCAAAAAAAAUAAUUUAAAAAAAAAAAAAAAAAAAAUUGUCUUCUAUUUCAAUUUCAACGAUGAUAGUAAAAUAUGAUAAAGCAAUGCAUCCGAGGCUCCGGACCAUCCGUUUUCUAUAAGUAGUAAGAUGAAUUUAUUUUCUAUUUUAAAUAUUAGUUAUUCAGAAAAUUUGAAGACCAAUCAAAAACAAAAGAUUAAACAAAAUCAUGGUUACUUAUUAUGUGGUGAUAACAAUAACAUAAGGACGACCCAAGACAACUUCUUAUGAUUAUAAAAAAAAAGAAAAAAAAAAUCUUAUGAUCAGAAAAUGAUAAUUUGAUAAGCUCGUUUAUAAUAAAGCUUGACAAUUCUGAUUAACUUUCGUUGGUGGCUAAGUCCACUACAAACUUCAUUUGUCUUAUCUUUUCUUCUCCUUUCUCUCCACCAUUUGUCUUAUCUUUUCCUCUCCUUACUCUCCAUCAAUGGCUUCUCUUAUCUCUUUUUCUUUGCUCCCAAAACCAAAAGCCGUAAGAAGUUCAAUUUCAGCUCCUCAGACACAGACAAUAAAUACUGAAAAGCUUGAAGAUAAAUUCGGACGAAAAGGCAUAAAAUUCUCGGAAUCAAACAACAUUCCUAUGGUAGAGCUUAAGGUCAGAAAUGGAAGUUCAUUAAAACUGAGUCUAUCAGAUGCUCAUGUACUUUCAUAUAAGCCAAAGGUAUACUGGAAAGACGAGGGAUUCGAGGAAGUCCUUUACACAGUUGAUGGUGAUGAGAGCAGAGGUGGGGUUGGUGUUGUUAUCGUAAACGGGGAAGAACCUAAAGGAGGGUCUUCAGUAAUCUCAGGAUGUGAUUGGAGUGUCAAGGAUACUGAUUCAGACGCCAUUGAUGCUCUUCAGAUCGAACUUAGCUGUACGGCCGGGGUUCUCGACAUAACGUAUAUCGUCUCUCUCUACCCAGUAAGCAUGGCUACAGCUCUGGUGGUGAAGAACAAUGGUCGCAAACCAGUUACCCUUAAACCGGGGAUUAUGAGUUACUUGAGGUUCAAGAAACGGAGUGGGGCAGGAAUUCAAGGACUAAAGGGAUGCUCUUAUUGUCCCAACCCGCCUUUGUCAUCGCCUUUUGAGCUCUUGUCUCCUUCUGAGGCAAUGAAGGCGGAAUCUUCGGGGUGGUUCGGGUCGGAAGAAGGGGAAAAGCCGGGGAUUUGGGCAGUAGAAGAUUCUGUUAUUACACUUCUUGAGAAAAAGAUGAGUAGAAUAUAUGGUGCUCCUCCGGCUGAGAGAUUAAAGGCAGUCUAUAACACUCCACCUUCCAAAUUUGAAACUAUAGAUCAGAAAAAAAAAAAAGUUUUGGAUGCAAAAAACAAAAUAAAAAUACCAAAAGGAAUUUCCAACUCAUUUAGGGAGAGGAUUGUUUUUCAGGAUGAUAAGGAUUGGGUUCGAAGAGAUGUAUGUGGGAUCCCCAGGAUCGAUGUGGGACAAGUAUGGGAAGCAACAUUACUUCGUGUGCACAGGUCCAACGUCAAUGCUCGUUCCUGUCGAUGUAGCCUCCGGAGAGACAUGGAGAGGAGCAAUGGUAAUCGAGCAUGAUAAUUUGUAAAUUUCAUUUACUAUAGUUCUGUCUUCUUCAUUUUUUCCCUCUCUAUUUUUGUUGCCAUUUUUUCUUCUAUAUAUUCAAAACAUGUUAAUGACUAUACUAAAUCAAUAUACAAUAAUGAACUUAGUAAAUCAAAGUUGAUGUAAAAC